CUUGCCUUGUAUCGUGUGUUGCUAGCAAAAUUGUGAUAUUGUGAUUUGUGGGCGAUUAAUGAAUUAAUAUUUAAUAAAAAUGUUUAAAAAAUUAAAAAAAAAUAAACCCCAACAUAAUAAUUGAAUAAAAGCAUGUGGAAAGGGGAGAGGUGAUUUAGCCGGACGUUAGUGAAUUUAUGCAAAAGAGCAGCAGCGACAAAAAAUUCUGAUGAAUUCUUUCAUGUGCUCCAACAUUCUUUUGAAAAAUAUUCGAUGGUUAAUAAAAUAUAUACGUAACCAGAAGUGAAGUGUUAUCUUAAUUGGAAUUUGUUGCAGCCGUUCAAAUAGUCAUAAAGGAGAUUUUCGUCAUACGAAGACAACAGCGACAACAUCGGCGAGAGCAACGAUUAAGGCCGGCAAAAGCCAUACGCAGAACAAAAGAGGACGUCAUAAAGCAUAAAACAAAAAAGAAAAUCUUAAUAUUUCGUAUAGUGUGAUGCAGUCAGUGCUUGAGGUGAAAUGAACAACAUCUGUCAAAGUGUCUUCUUGUGAAAAGUUAAAUUUUACGUUUUUUCCUUGAUUUUUUUUGGCUGUGCCAACAACCAACAGUGUUUCCGACACAAAUCACAUAUGCAACAUUGAGAACAAAUGAAGUGAAACUUGAAAGAAAAAAAAACGAGAUAUCACAAUCACUAUCGUUAGAAAAAUUGUGCGAAAUGAAUAUGAAGAUUAUUCAGAUUAUGCAUGAGAAACAAAAAUUCAAAUCAUUAUCAAUGUAUACUCUUAGUAAACGUAACAAGCAGAUGUUUACCAAUUAUCUAUUAGAAAACUUUACCACAAGUUCAUUAUUACUAGCCAUAAUUCAGCAAUUAAUAGAACAGUUUCAAAUUGUUGUUAACAUUCAAACAGAAAUUUGUCAUUCAGUUGCCCAUUUGGUUUUGUAAAACCCCCAGCAAAGUGACACAAUAUUCGAAGGAAAGGUGCAAGAACAUUCAAGUGAUAGCUAAAAUAAAAACAAAAAAAAACAAAAAGCAUCGAAAUACGUAGAUACCGUAGAAGACUAAAACUAAACAAAAAAAAAAAAGAGUGCAUACAUUUUAUUACACUUGAGCUAAGCAAACUCUAUUCAAGUAACUACAAAAUACUUAAGCGAUUCUUGUAACGCUUAUUGAAGUUUCUUUUGUGAAUUUUCGUUUAAAUCGUAAUGCAUUCAGUUCAAAGUGGUAAAAAUCAAUUAAAGCUCAGAAGUAGACAACGAAGACGUCGUACCACAGCAGUCGCAACAGCCUGCAAACACGCAUCGUCGGCCACCGCAAAGGCAUCUUCGCCAUUAUACGCAAUAUUCUCUGAUAAAUCAGUUCCCAAAGCAGCCAAUGUUGUUCAUGGCAUUGUAGUAUCGAAUCUGUCUCUGGUAUUGUUGCAAAAGGAGUACAUUGAACAAUUCUACUUUGAGAAACGCAGCGGCGGGGGAGGACCCGAGGAUCCAGAUAUAGAAAAACUCGGUUUUGUCCCAGCCGCAAACGGUGGAGCAUGUAACUGUUGUCAUCUAAUGCCCGACUUACGUUAUGGAUGAUUGAUAACCAAGCAUCUCAACGAUUGGUUUGCAAAGUUAUCUCAUUUAAAAGUCAAUUAUAACGUUUAUUGCAAAAGCAGCAGCAGCAGCAGUAACAGCGGCAGCAGCAGCCACAGUAAUCCACUUCCAGGCCUUAAAUAUCUGUUGGCCGAUUAUGCUUCUCUGAAAAGACAUCAACAACAACGGCAACAGCAACAGCAUCAUCUUCAUCAAUUGAAACGUCGACGUUUGAAAACACGCUCUCGUAAUCGCUAAACAAGUCCCAAAAGCAUCGACUAUUGUUUUUAACUCAAAUGUAAAAACAAAAGCGGAAACUAUUUUUGAAACCCCUCGUGAACAUCUGAAGAAGGUAUUGGGGACGAAGAAGAAGCCUAUGUUAUAAGCAUCCCGGCAUCAAAGGCAAGAUAUAGAUCGAUUGCAUUCUAUCGCCUCACCGUCAUCUGGUUGAUUGGUUCUUCAAAGUCUUUCCUCCAAUUGUUGUUGUGUAUCGCAUUUCAUUCUUCAACUUUUCAAAAUGGAACUCAGUCAACCCAAAGAAUUGUUAAAUUGUAAGCAGAAAUACAUAGGGGAAUGUAAUGCAAGUUGUAUCGUCAGUUUUGAAUACGAUAUGAGCCGAGAUUGCCACGUUGCUAAUGUACGGGUUGCUGCUGCAGGAGCCAGGAAACUGCGAAGCUGACAUUAUCUACUGCUCUAUGAAAGCCCCAGCUGCUGCAGUACUAUAUAGCGUCGUAUAUAAUCACACAAAACUAUACACGAAAUAAAAAAAAAUAUAUCAAAAAGAGACCUUAAAAAAACGAAAAAAACAACAAAAAAUUGCUAGGAAAGCGGAAAUUUUCAAGAAAAAAAAAACACUUUUUGUAUAAAUAACCGAUUUUAAGAAACCCUAAAUUAAAGACAAAAAAAAGGAAUAUAAAGAAACUCAAAAUAACUAAAAAUCUCAAAAUAAAGAAAGUGAAACGCACGCGCACAUUUUCAAAAUGCAAGGAUAUAUGUCUUUGAAGGAUGCCGCCGAGCAUAAUUCAGCACCUUCAACUGUAGGUCUAACCAAUGGCUAUGAUUUAAUAGAGUCUUCGACGCAGGCAGUAGAUGCAGUGGAUCAUAUCCUUUUAGAAGCCAUGCCCCACUUAAAGGCAAAUCUCACCAAUACUCCCACUACCCAACAUUAUACAAACAAAGCAAAUGUGGCAAAACUACAAUGGUGGAAUACUCCAACGCCUCUUUUAACAAUCGAUUCAUUUAAUAAGCAACCUCUGAAUGGGUCUGCAUCACCAACCACUCCAUCGCCAUCGUCUAAAUCAGAAUUGAAUUUUUCGUCUCCUCACCACCAGCAACGUCACCACAACCACCACCACCACACUAGUAAUAGUUCGUUAAAUCUUAAAGGAACGCCAACUAAGCACAGUCAUCAACACCAUCAUAGUCAUCAAACGACGCCCCAUAACUAUGCGCAUGAUGGUGAUGGGGAUAUCUCUCCAUUGUCGAACAGCGCCAGCAGCUCACGUCACAAAAUUCACAAUCACUCUGCAACUAGCGAUGACAAAUUAUCGCCCAAAUUACUUUUAGCCAAUCAAUUUAGCAUAGAAGAAGAGCCUGAUGCUAAUAAAUUGGAUUCUCAACUACUUUUAAAUGAUAAAAAACCAUGCACUGGUUUAUUAAAUCCCAACGAAGAUGAUGAAAUGAAGAUAACCGGUUACCGCCGGUCACGCAUGCGUACGGCUCUAUGCUGGAUAUGCAUCUGCUUGACCGGCGGUCUUCUGCGUUUGAUAAUGCAUUGGUGGCGACACUGGUAUUUGAUGGCGACACAUGAGAUGUGCUCUCUGGAAGAUGCCGACAAAGUGUUGGUACAGGAGGAUUACAAAGGCAAUCAUAAAAUGUAUUAUGUGAAGCAGGUUCUAAACUUGGACAUAAAUACGUUAAGAGAGCAACAGUUGAAGCAAAAUAAACAGUCGUCGUCUUCAUCAUCAACUGCAUCCCCGCCAACAAAUAAAGAGGGUCUAGCGAAUGGUUGUAAUAACGUAGAUGCAACAGUGCCCGAUAUUGACGAAAAAAAUUUCCAUUUAUCGAUGCAUUUUGCAACAGGACAAUUUAAAUAUUGUUCAAGUGCCCGUAUAUUCAAUUGCAAACAGUUGCGAUACGCUUGGAAUGCGCAAACACAAACCUUUGACAAACUUCAAGGUUUAGAUGUCGACAUAUCGAAUGCAUAUUUUCAUCAACAGCAUGGCUUGAGCCAUCAAGAGCAAGUGGCUAGGCGAUUGGUAUAUGGGCCAAAUGAAAUCACAGUUCCUUACAAGGAUGUUAAAACAUUGUUGUUCUUAGAAGUACUUAACCCAUUUUAUGUUUUCCAAAUAUUUUCGGUGAUAUUGUGGUUCGCCUACGACUACUACUACUAUGCCUGUGUUAUAGUGUUGAUGUCGGUAUUUGGCAUAACCAUGUCUAUUGUGCAAACAAAAAAGAAUCAAGAUGCUCUCCGAGAGACGGUGCAGAAUACGGGUACAGCCCUGAUUGUGGGAGAAAGAGGAGAGGUGCAAGAGCUACCCACGCAACGUCUGGUGCCGGGUGAUAUUAUCGAAAUACCCUCAAGUGGAUGCAUCAUGCAAUGUGAUGCUGUUCUAUUGUCCGGCAAUUGUAUCCUUGAUGAAGCUAUGCUAACGGGUGAAAGUGUGCCAGUCACAAAAACUCCCUUGCCUUCAAAACGAGAUGUUGUCUUCGACAAGAAGGAGCAUGCACGCCACACACUCUUCUGUGGCACCAAGGUCAUCCAGACGCGUUACAUUGGCUCGGAAAAGGUUCUGGCCCUUGUCAUCAAUACGGGCAAUAUAACGGCUAAAGGCGGCCUAAUACGUUCGAUCUUGUAUCCACCCCCAGUUGAUUAUAAAUUUGAGCAGGACUCUUAUAAGUUUAUUGAAUUUUUGGGUGUAAUUGCUUUAAUUGGAUUUGUAUAUACGCUAAUCAGUAAGAUCAUGAGAAACGUUGAUCCAGUGAAAAUUGCCGUUGAAUCUCUGGAUUUAAUAACUAUUGUUGUGCCACCGGCUCUACCCGCAGCCAUGACAGUUGGAAGAUUUUACGCGCAAAAACGUUUGGAGCGCAACAAUAUCUAUUGCAUAUCGCCGCGAUCGAUAAAUGUUGCAGGCAGUAUUGAUUGCUGUUGUUUCGAUAAGACGGGAACACUGACCGAGGAUGGCCUCGAUAUGUGGGGUGUUGUGCCAAAAUCUGCAACAAAUCAGUUCCAAAUUCCUAUUAAACAGAUUGAACGUUUACCAUUUGAUCACUUUCUCUUUGGCAUGGUUACCUGUCAUUCCAUAACCAUUAUGAAUAAUAAAAUGAUGGGAGAUCCGCUGGACUUGAAAAUGUUCGAAUCGACUGGUUGGAUUUUGGAAGAUGCCCAAGGUGUGCCGGAUACCCAAAAAUAUGGUUUACUGCAUCCGACCGUUGUUAGGCCACCAAAAACGGAAAAUCCAUCAGUGGACGAUGACGAACAUAAAAUGGUUGAACGUCAAUCAUCGGUGGAUGAUUUGCUGUCUGAUGUCGGUUUGCUGAACGGUGAGGCCGUCAAUGAUCAUGGCAUAGUACGCGAAUUCCCUUUUACCUCCAACCUUCAGAGAAUGUCGGUGAUAACCAGACGUUUAAGUGAAAAGCAUUUCAAUGUGUACUGCAAGGGUUCCCCGGAAAUGUUGCAGCAGUUGUGCAUACCUCAAAGUAUACCGGAUAAUUUCUCACAACAAUUAUCUGUGUAUGCCAAACAAGGAUAUCGUGUUAUAGCCUUGGCCUACAAACCACUGAGUACCAAAGUUAAUUAUACCAAAGUACAACGUUUGCCUCGCGAAAGUGCUGAAAGUGAUUUGCUGUUUCUGGGAUUUGUUGUCUUGGAGAAUCGCCUCAAACCAGAUACUUCCGACGUCAUAGGAGCCCUAACUAAGGCCAAUGUACGCACUAUUAUGGUAACGGGCGACAACAUUUUGACAGCCUUAAGUGUAGCCCGCGAUUGUGGCAUAGUCAGCUCCAAUCAGGCUGUGGUUACAGUUAAUGUACGCCAAAAAGCGGAUGCAGAAGUUUGCGAGCAUAACGAAACGGCAGAUCACAAUAACUAUGAGUUGUAUUAUACCUUGGAUUUGGGCAGUGCCUCGUGCGCCUCUACCUCAUUAACUAAUGGUAAAACUAAUGGCACUCUGACCUCAUCCAAUACCAAUGACUCCAUGAACUAUGACACCAACUACCAUCGUUUAAAUGGCGAUGUGGCCUCCUUGUCUAGUGCGGCAUCUAUAACCAUGCCGAAUAGCAAAAGUUGCGGCAGUGUGGAAACUGUAGAUACUUGGACCCACAAUGAUGUCGAAUUAGGUCUAACUACUCCCCUAGAUGGUGAACCACAUGUGCAAGCAGCAGCGCUUUCGGAUAAAAAGUGGCGAGAUAACUACCGAUUUGCCAUGGUUGGUAAAACUUGGCAAAUUGUCAAAGACCAUUAUCCGGAAUUGCUAUCAAACUUUUUGUCGCGUGGCGUCAUUUAUGCUCGCAUGUCGCCUGAGCAGAAACAAGCCCUAGUAGUGGAAUUACAGGGUCUAGAUUAUUGUGUGGCCAUGUGCGGAGAUGGUGCUAAUGAUUGUGGUGCCUUAAAAGUUGCCCAUACCGGCAUUUCGUUGAGUGAGACAGAGUCUUCGAUUGCCUCGCCUUUUACCUCGCGCAACCCUACCAUUGCAGCUGUGCCCAACGUCAUAAAGGAGGGACGUGCGGCAUUGGUGACCUCAUUUGGCAUUUUCAAAUAUAUGGCUGCCUACUCAUUGGUACAAUUUGUAUCGGUUAUGAUUUUAUACUCCAUCGAUUCCAAUUUGACAGAUAAACAGUAUUUAUACGUAGAUUUGGGUUUAAUAUCCAUUUUUGCAUUUUUCUUUGGUAAAACGGAGUCAUUCAAUGGACCACUAGUCAAACAGGUGCCUCUCUCAUCUUUAAUAUCGCUGACACCUUUGGUCUCGAUUGUGUUGCAUUUGUUGGUGGCAAUUGCAUUCCAAGUGACAGGUUGGUUUCAUGUGCAUCAUCAAGAUUGGUUUGAGCCCUUCGAGCACAGCAAUGACGAACAUCUGGGCUGUUGGGAGAACUACACAAUAUUUGCCAUAUCAAGUUUUCAAUACAUCAUCUUAGCAUUUGUGUUUUCCAAAGGUGCUCCCUAUCGCAGGCCCAUAUGGUCUAAUUUACCAUUUUGCCUAACACUUGUUGUCAAUUUGUGCAUUGUUAUCUAUCUGUUGAUCUAUCCACCGGUCUGGUUGUCUGAUUUUUUCCAAUUGAUUUUACCGCCCGAGAUGCCCUUCCGCUAUUGGAUGCUGGUAUAUGGAGCAGGCAGUUUCGUGGCACACGUGGUCAUCGAAACUCUAGUCGUAGAGUAUUUGCUAUUCAAGAAAUUCCAGGCUCGUAGAGACAAUGAUGCUCGCACCUCAAGUCGUCGCUACAUGCAAAUUGAAUAUGAUUUGAAAUUCUACAAGAACUGGCCACAAAUCACCGAGGUGGUUGAAUCUAAUCCAGUUGAUAGUCAUCAGAAUAAAAUAAAUCCAGCCUACUUUGAAAUAAGUGCGGAACAAAAUUUCGAUACUCCCGUUUCGGAUGAUAACAAUCCAUUGAAUAGUUUCUUUGAGAUGGAUCCAAUGACUCCCACAUCUACUGAAGCACCCCUAGCUCUGUCACACAUAGACAACAAGUAUACCACAAAUGCCUCUGCCGACGUCACCUCUUCCCCUAAUGCAACAACAGCAACAACAAACGCUGUUGCUGCCAAUAAUUAAAACCAGUUCUAUAUUAGAAGUGAUCAUAACAGAAAAGAUACAAAAAAAAAAAAACACACUUUGUGAGGAAAAA
Molecule: messenger RNA, 7390 nt
Organism: Stomoxys calcitrans (stable fly)
Lineage: Eukaryota; Metazoa; Arthropoda; Insecta; Diptera; Muscidae
Gene: anne
Product: polyamine-transporting ATPase 13A3
Exons: 10
Coding region: 2530-7317 (1595 amino acids)
Biological process (GO): intracellular calcium ion homeostasis; polyamine transmembrane transport
Cellular component (GO): membrane
Molecular function (GO): ATP hydrolysis activity; ATPase-coupled monoatomic cation transmembrane transporter activity; ATP binding
Source: RefSeq, a predicted model, not a curated record